AUGGCGCAUCGUGUAUGCAUUUGCAUAUAUCAUGAAAACGUGAAUUUACUUUUAAAUAGUUUAUCUAAACAUGUCAAUGGAUCAUUUUGUUCAAAUUUAUAUUCAUUUACAUCGGCUCUUGUUUGUGAUGAGUCAAAUUAUGAUUGUAUGCCAUCUAAUUAUUUUACUUGUGAAAAUUAUUUCGAUUUAAAUAUUAAAAAUAAUAUUAUUGAUAGACAUGUUCAAAUAAAAUGGUACCAAUGGAAGCAUAUUAAUGGUUAUGCCACAAAAGAAGAGCAACAAGGAUCAGUUGAACAAGGUAUUGAAUUAUUAUCUUCUAAAGUGAAGACAUUUCUAUUACAUGUUUACAUUAAACGUCAACAAAGUAAAUUUUUCGAAGAAUCAAAGACCAAUACCGAUAAUAAAAAAAUUGUUAUUCAAGUUGAUUAUAGUGAAAAUUUUGAAAUAAAACAGCAAGAUGAAGUUCAAUCUGCUCAUUGGAGUUCCAAGUCGGUCUCUAUCUUUACAGCUCAUGCUUGCCACGCCAAAGGCGUGGUUGAUGGCAUUGGUGGCAGUGUUAAAAGAAUUGUUUGGCAACAAAUAUUAACCAAAAAAGAUAAAUGUGAAAAUGCAGCUGAUUUUAUUAAUAUUGCAAAAACAAAAACUAAGGCUAUUAUUAUUGAUGAAAUAACACAAGAAGAUAUUGAUAAAUCAAAAGCUCAAUUACAAGCAUUUUUUUCGAAUACACUUUCUGUCAAAUUUUCAAACUAA
Molecule: messenger RNA, 750 nt
Organism: Rotaria sordida
Lineage: Eukaryota; Metazoa; Rotifera; Eurotatoria; Philodinida; Philodinidae
Source: the annotation of a GenBank genome assembly